This is a messenger RNA of Funneliformis caledonium, 276 nucleotides long. The record is from the annotation of a GenBank genome assembly. Lineage: Eukaryota; Fungi; Glomeromycota; Glomeromycetes; Glomerales; Glomeraceae.
AUGAGAGAAGUAGAAGCAUUAGAAGUUACACAAGACAAAGCAGCUGUGAAUGAAGUAGCUGUGAACGAAAUUACACGAGAUAAAACAGCCGUGAAUGAAGUAGCUGUAAUAGAAGCAGAAGUUACAACUGAUACGAUCGAUCAGAACGUGAUAAGAGCUCCAGCAGACAUGAAAAUUCGGAAAAAAUUGAUCACAUCGAUUAAAGUAACGCUUGAUUUUCUGAUCGAAGAAGUGCGUAGUUUAAAAGCGCAAUCCUUACAACAAUCAUGGCAAUGA